This is a messenger RNA of Myxocyprinus asiaticus (Chinese sucker), 2950 nucleotides long. Its product is annotated as glypican-6-like. Lineage: Eukaryota; Metazoa; Chordata; Actinopteri; Cypriniformes; Catostomidae. Gene Ontology annotation, cellular component: cell surface; extracellular region; plasma membrane. The transcript has 9 exons. The record is from RefSeq and is a predicted model, not a curated record. Bases 175 to 1872 code for a protein of 565 amino acids. Gene Ontology annotation, biological process: cell migration; regulation of signal transduction; regulation of protein localization to membrane.
ACGAGUUCAUGCUGCAUCACUUUCAUGCACAUUUAAUCGCUUGGGGAACAAAUGUCAGGACACGCGAUGUUUUCUGAUGCGAAACUUAAAGGCAUGUUUACUCCUAAAUAGAGGCAUAGAUUCGGUUUAUUCUCUAUUAUAGAGUCACAGACAGAUGCGCUGCCGUUCAUCUCCAUGACGAGCAUCUGCUGGGGAAUUAAUCAACAUAUUUCACCGGAGCGCGCGAUGUCGGCUGUGUUUGUAGUUAUGUGCUCUCUGUCGGUUCUGCGCGUCUCGGUUGCGACGGAUUUACAAGAGUUCAACUGCAGCCGGGUUAAAGACGCGUUUACUUCAAUGGGGUUCAGUGCUACCGACGUGCCGACCGAGGAAAUAUCAGGAGAGGAUCUGCACGUGUGCACGUCACAGAGAACGUGCUGUAACACAGAAAUGGAGGAGAACUUCAUGCAGAGGAGCACACGAGACUUUGAAAAGCUCAUGGAGGACACGAGUGAAGACCUGAGGAACACCUUCAUGACCAGACAGAAAAGGUUUGAUGUUUUCUUCUUGGAGUUGUUGGAGAACACAGAGCGGUCUCUGAAUGAGAUGUUUAUACGUACAUACGGCAAACCGUACAUGCAGAACGCUGAGGUCUUCCAGGCUCUUUUCAGCGAGUUGAAGCGAUACUACACAGGUGGCAACGUCAAUCUGGAGGAGAUGCUGAAUGACUUCUGGACGCGUCUUCUGGAACGCAUGUUCCAGCUCCUCAACUCCCAGUAUCUCAUCACUGAAGAAUAUCUGGAAUGUAUCAGCAAGUACAUGGAGCAGCUGAAGCCCUUUGGAGACGUUCCCAAGAAGCUCAAGUCUCAGGUUACGCGAGCGUUCAUUGCAGCACGCACUUUCGUCCACGGACUCAUGGUUGGACGUGAAGUGGCUAACAGGGUGUCCAAGGUUAUCUUGAGCUCUGCAUGCAUCAACAGCUUCACCAGAAUGCUCUUCUGCUCUUACUGUCAAGAGCUCUUCACACUGAAGCCCUGUAAGAACUACUGUCUCAAUGUUCUGAAGGGCUGUCUCACCAACCAGGCCGAUCUCGACCCAGAAUGGAGCAAAUACAUUGAUGCCAUGUUGCUGUUGACAGAGCGACUGGAGGGACCGUUCAACAUCGAGUCUGUCAUGGAGCCGAUAGAUGUGAAGAUAUCAGAGGCCAUCAUGUAUAUGCAGGAGAACAGCAUGCAGCUCUCCCAUCAAGUUUUUCAAGGCUGUGGACAACCAAAGCCUUCUGGAAUGAGCAGGGCAGCCCGCGGCGUCCCUGACACAUUCAACGGCCGCUUUAGCCCUUACAACCCCGAGGAACUUCCGACCACCUCAGCUGGCACACGCCUCGACCGCCUGGUGAUUGACAUGAAGGAGAAGUUGAGGCAGUUCAGGAAGUACUGGUCAUCACUCCCGGAAUCCAUAUGUCAGGAGGAACAUGUGGCAGCAGCAGACGGUGUUGAGGAUGACUGCUGGAAUGGCAUUUCCAAGGGCAGAUAUGUCCCUGAGGUUCAUAAAGAUGGAUUGACCCAGCAAGUGAAUAAUCCAGAGGUCAGGGUUGAUAUAACCAGACCGGACACUCUGAUUCGACAGCAGAUUAUGGCUCUAAGAGUCAUGACCAACAAACUGAAGAACGCAUAUGAUGGAAAUGACAUCUUCUUUCAGGAUUCAAAUGAAGAGAGCAGUGGUUCGGGCAGUGGCAGCGGUUGCACUGAGACAUGCGUCACAGAAUCAAACUCCAUCGUCACAGAAGCUCCGUUUCAGGAAGCAGAGAAGGGCGAUGAAGCGUCAUCUUCCACUUCGACCGUCCAACCUACCCUCCUACUGCUGCUCCUCACUGUUCUGGUCCUGAAAGACCACUAGAGAUAAAGUCUGCUGAGCUUCUCUGAGACUGAUGCUGUUUAUUAUGCCUUAUAUCUAACUGGACCACUGAACUCAGUGAUAAAAUAUCACUCAGCGGCAAUUUGAAUCAUCUCAUCUCAACGCAGCACAAUGCUCUAUUUUAAGAUAUAAACAGUUUUACCACUACGCAUGUAGGAAGGCUAGGUUUGCGGAAUCCUGCAGAUUUUCAUCGCUCGAAUCAUUUCGGUAGGAAAUUCAUAAACUGUGUUUGUCAUGAACAUUUGCACAGUUAGUCUUUAAUUUGCACUAGCAUCUAUGCAGUUUGUGGGAACGUUUCUAUAAAUAUGUAGAAGUUGGAUGAUUGUAAAAAUAAUGAUGCCAUUCCAUAAAAAGAAACAUAGAUUUGUGGUAUUAUAAACUGAUGUAUCAUUUUUUUUACUUUUGUUUUCUACCUAACUGGAUCGGAUGGGAAUACGUAACACUUGUAUCAACAAUCAGUGUUUCGGGGAAACCAAACAUUCUUGGUCAUUUCAACUCCCUCAUUUUAGCACAUUGUUGUCUAAAAGUGUUUAUAUAUUAACGUUUUUGCUUUUUGAUCCCUUAUGAAAGUCGUCCAUCUCAGUAUUGUGUUGUAUUUGUCAGUAGAGCACUGAGCUUUUGUCUCAAUGGACUGAAUUAUUGCUCUGUAAUUAUAAGUGGUGUUAUAAUAUAGUUACUGCUACGCUUGUUCCUUUUUUUUGUGCACUCACUUGAAGUGUAGAGUUUGUUUCAAUAUUAGUCUUAUAAGCAUGUGCAUUUAAUUUAAUUUUGAUUAUUUACUGCUUUCCCCCAGAUUUUUAUAAGAAUGUAAUGUGAGCACUUUGAUAUUAAGAUGUGCAAUGCAAUUCGUUUUGUGUUUUGGUUUUCAGUUUCACCUUUGCUUUAGUUCGUUUUAAUUGUGCAUGAAUAGUUUGUAUUUUGUUUUUAUUUUUUUGAAAAUGGCUCUUUUUUAGUUUUAGGUUCGUUUUAGUUUUCAUCCAUUAACACCAAAAAAUAUCUGUUACACUUUAAAAUAAGGUUGCAUUUGUUAAAAUGAGUUAAUUACAUUAGUUAAUUUAAC